AUGUCGCUAACGAAUUAUUAUUCCAUGAUGGGGCUCCAGAGCGAGGAGCCGUACGGGGCACAUUUCAUCCCGGGGAGCUUGCAGGGUUCGACGGCCGGCUGCGCCAAGUCCGCCCGGGGAGCGGAGGAGGAGGACGGGACCCCCGGUUCACACAUUCCGGAUUUUUCCCAUUUUUCCGGCAAGCCCACGAGUUUAAAUGGCUUCUCCCCCUGGACGAACACCUCCACGUCCUCCUCGUCCCCGUCGCCGCAGCUGCAGUCCGCUCCCGGCGCCUCCAUCCCGGGGCUGUUCCACCCGCAUCACCUCCUGAGCCACCACCACCACCACGCGUACUACGGCCCCCAGACGCAGAGCCACGCCGAGCAGCUCGUGUCCUCGGCGGCGUCGGAGAGCCGGUUCGUGCGGUGCUGGGAGGGGGCGACUCCCAGCAGCUCGGACGCGGCGCUGUCCCAGUCUCCGGCCGCGUUCCCCGGGUGCCUGCCCGCCCAGGGUGACCUCUCCGCCCCGAGCUCCAGGUACGAGGCGGUCAAACCCGAGAGCUCGCCGCCGCCGCCGGCGCACGACAGCCCCGGGGACUCCAGCUUCUCCAGCACGGCCGAGGUGGUGCUGGAGCGGCUCGGCACCGUGGAGGAGCUGGGGAGGAAAGCCGAGCCCAAGAAGGAGCAGGAGGAGCGGAAGGGCCAUCCACUGCUUGACCCGGCAGACCCCUCAGCCAGCUGGAUCCACGCCAAGUCGACCCGGAAGAAGCGCUGUCCCUACACCAAGCACCAGACCCUGGAGCUGGAGAAGGAGUUCCUCUACAACAUGUACCUGACCCGGGACCGGCGCCUGGAGGUGGCGGGACUCUUAAACCUCACAGAGCGGCAGGUCAAGAUCUGGUUCCAGAACAGGCGGAUGAAGAUGAAGAAGCUGAUGAUCCGGGAGAGGAGGAGCAUCAACGAAUGA
Messenger RNA from Pleuronectes platessa (European plaice), 945 nucleotides. Its product is annotated as homeobox protein Hox-D9b-like. Gene Ontology annotation, biological process: anterior/posterior pattern specification; proximal/distal pattern formation; embryonic skeletal system morphogenesis. The transcript is spliced from 2 exons. Gene Ontology annotation, cellular component: nucleus. NCBI's taxonomy places the organism in Eukaryota, Metazoa, Chordata, Actinopteri, Pleuronectiformes, Pleuronectidae. The record is from RefSeq and is a predicted model, not a curated record. The coding region runs from base 1 to 945 and encodes 314 amino acids. Gene Ontology annotation, molecular function: RNA polymerase II cis-regulatory region sequence-specific DNA binding; DNA-binding transcription factor activity, RNA polymerase II-specific.